This is a messenger RNA of Gorilla gorilla gorilla (western lowland gorilla), 456 nucleotides long. Its product is annotated as large ribosomal subunit protein eL34-like. Gene Ontology annotation, molecular function: structural constituent of ribosome. Gene Ontology annotation, biological process: translation. The transcript has 2 exons. The record is from RefSeq and is a predicted model, not a curated record. NCBI's taxonomy places the organism in Eukaryota, Metazoa, Chordata, Mammalia, Primates, Hominidae. Gene Ontology annotation, cellular component: ribosome.
AUGCAGUCAUCCCUCUGUAUUCACAGGUUCUGCGACUGUGGUUACAACCAACCACGGAUUGGCUUUCUUCUUCCUCUUCCGGGACGUUGUCUGCAGGCACUCAGAGUGGUCCAGCAUUUGACAUACUGUCGUAGGCUUUUCUACAAUACAGCCUCUAACAAAACAAGGUUGUCCCAGACCCUUGGUAAUACAGUUGUUUACCUUUUUACUAAGAAUGUUGGGAAAGCACCAAAAUCUGCAUGUGGCAUGUGCCCAGGCAGACAUGGAGGGGUUCGUGCUGUGAGACCUAAAGUUCUUAAUGAGAUUGUCCAAAGCAAAGAACACGUCAGCAGGGCCUGUGGUGGUUCCAUGUGUGCUAAAUGUGUUUGUGACAGCAUCAAACAUGCUUUCCUUAUUAAGGAGUAGAAAAUUGGUGUGUAAGUGUUGAAGGCACAAGCACAGAGUCAGCUAAAUUAA